AUGCCCACUUUUGCGCUUUCCGUUCAAAAACCGCUCUCCCUCGGCUCACGAUUUGCUGUCCCUUUGUCUCCACGAAGUACCCAGCGUUUCCGCUUCAAACCCUUGUCUGAAGAGUCUACGCUUUUCUCCCGUCGUAACAUCGUUGGCACUGCUGCAACUGGCGCAGGCGCAUCUCUCCUUGUGCUCGCUAAUCGCUCGAGGCCGUUCGGUGGCGGACUAGAAAACAUUGAGGGCCGUUCAUACUAUGUCGUCCAAAGGGGUGACUCGCUAUCUGCUAUUUCUCGCACCUUCGGGUCUUCAGUGGAUGUGAUUGCACAGGCUAACAACCUGCGGUCUGAAACUAUCCAUAAAGGAGAGACACUGUGGAUUCCGCGCAUGUAUACUAUUCAGCAGGGUGACACUCUUUAUGGCAUUGCAAGAAAGUACUAUACUACAGUGGCAGCGAUAUUGGAAAUCAACAACAUUGAAGACCCAAACGUGAUAAAGGCUGAUGAUGUGAUCCUCAUCCCAUAA
Messenger RNA from Closterium sp. Naga37s-1, 513 nucleotides. NCBI's taxonomy places the organism in Eukaryota, Viridiplantae, Streptophyta, Zygnematophyceae, Desmidiales, Closteriaceae. The record is from the annotation of a GenBank genome assembly.